AUGAGAGGCCCACUCGCCGCCCGCCUCGACGCCACCAGCUACGGACACCCCCACUGCGGCCGCGGCCGCGGCUACGGCUACAACCACCACAGCUGUCACGGCCGCCAGACUCUCACAGGCCUCGCCAUCAACGCCAUCAGCACCGCCACCGAGCUCAAGAACCAGCAACGCAACGAGAAAGCCGCCGCCAUAUCCCAAAGUAUAUCUGCCGACCAUUACCAACACCGACACCAACACCAACAUCAGCAUGAACAAGACAACGGCAGAAGCCCCGCCCCCACCACAGGCGCCGCCGCGCCAGACUACGACUACGACUACGCCGCCACCUCCCUCGACGGCAUGGUCCGCUCGCUCAGUCUCGGCGAGAAAGCCGCAAGUAGCGCUGCAGACGCAACACCGCGAGCGCAACCGCCGCCGCCGCCCAUUGCAGUAGGCGAGGCGCCGCCCGCAUACAGCGCGCAUGCCCCUCCUCACCCACCCCCCACCUCCACCUCCACAGUGACGGCCUCCCUCUCAAAACUCCAAGAUUCCCAUCCCCUCCGGCCCCAACCGGAGCAUCAUCAACCAUUCACCUCUCGCCUCCUGCAACUCCACGCCUCCCACCCAACCAUAACCUCGGACCUCACAGCGCUGCAAGCCGCGGCGGCACAAUACCACUCCCCAGCGCGACGCUGCGGCGAUUACAAGAAGCUAAAGCGGGCGAGGAAGGCGCUGCUGAGGGAUCUGUGGGUGUUGGAGGCCAUGAGGCUGAAGGAGGAGGGGGAGGAAAAGGGGUGGAGUCGGAGGAGGGAGAGGGAGAGGAAGAGGCAGUUGAGGGAGGGGUGGAGGGUGGUGAGGGGGGAGUUGAGGGGGAGGGGUCUUUAG
Molecule: messenger RNA, 864 nt
Organism: Cyphellophora europaea CBS 101466
Lineage: Eukaryota; Fungi; Ascomycota; Eurotiomycetes; Chaetothyriales; Cyphellophoraceae
Exons: 1
Coding region: 1-864 (287 amino acids)
Source: RefSeq, a predicted model, not a curated record